AUGGCGAUCUCCCAUGAUCCGCCCAGCGUCCUGAUCGGUCCAGGCGAUUUUCACACUGGCCCCUACUAUAUCAUCAUCAGUGGAUUACCGGAACGGACAAGCUGGCAAGAUGUGAAAGACUUCAUAAAGAGCCAAAUCCCAUGGAAACUCGACCUCUACGUUAGCAUCUUCGGAAAACGUCAGGAUUCAGGUUGGGUCCGUGUUGUAGGAUUCAAGGCGUUCAAUCAUGUGAGGAUCAGAGCUCCCUUCUUCAGAGAUCGAAGCCUCUUCAUCAACCCAACAGCGUUGGCUGAUCCUGAUACUGCCGGCUCGACUGUUCAAGCAGCAGAGGAGUUUAUCACCGCGACCACCCCGAUAGCAUCAAAUGCUUCCUCCGAGCAAUCCUAUCCAGAAACUUGCGCUACCUCACAACAAGCACAAGCACAAGCCCAAGCACAAUUACCAAACCUCUUCCCCCCCACACCCCCCAACACUCCCAAAGCCUCCCGCUCAAUCUCCGAGCCCUCCCUCUCGGGAUUUCGGAAAGUUGCAAUCACAUGGCGGGAAGACUCUAUUAGUAACGCCACCCGUAAAUCAAAUACUCAUCCCGCUUCCGCAUGGCCUCUCUCCCUAAACACCCAAGAAAAAAUGGGUUCCCAGAUCAAGUCCGAGCUCGCCCCUCUUCUGGCCCGCGGCGGCAGCGGCCCUAUGCAUCCUCUCGAAACACUCGAAUGUUUCCCUGGUAUUGCUUUGGCCACGUUUAGUUCGCAUGAGCUUGCCAGGCGGGCGAUCAAGGUGUUGAGACAAUCGGAACGGUUGAAUGCGAGGCCGGUGGUGGAUGAGGUGUCGUCACGGGAGGAGGUGCAGGCGACGUCGCAGGGACAGACGACGGCGGCGGCGACAGCGGGGAAGAAGAGGGUGGGUAAGAGGAGGGCUGGGGCUGGUAGGACUGCGUCUGCUCCUGCCGCGGCAGAGGGAGGAUCUGGGGCUGGAGCUGGGGUUGGGUGUGAUGUGGGUGAUGGGUUUCAGCAAAUAACACAGGGGAAAGAUAAGGAGACUAGGCCAUUGACCUCGGCGAAGAGGACUUCGACCACAGCCUCAACCGCUGCUCGCAAGACUCCAGCCGUGCUUAUCGUCAACGGUAGCUGGAAGAUAUAGGAUCUUAAACCCCAUAUGACUAUGAUAUGGGCUUCGACACAAAGAGGAGGUUUAUUACGAGCUAACUGAAAUACAAAGAGAAUGGACACAUUGAUGGUCAGCAGUUGGCUCACAGCAGAUGGAUAUGGGAGUUUCAGAUGAGAGCAGAAAAACAAGAAUGCAUACCUGGAUGAACUGUUGAUGAGCAUAACGAGGCUACGAGGCUACUAUUAGGUGCACACAAGACGGAGUUUGGAUUGGUAUACAACAAGUUUGUUAUUUAUGUACAGCCAGUAGACUGUUCAAGCCCUUUCUUCUCUUUCAUUCCCUGUUUUCUUCCUGGGCUGCAGCAGGCACAUGAAAUAGAUACAUGCACAACGGUUGAUCGUCUUGUUAGAAUAACAAGGAUAUGAUGAAUCUGAAACAUUUCCCAGCCUUGUUGAUGUGGGUAUUAAGUUGCUCUUGUUUGGCUUGAUGAUAUAGAGAAGUGAUGGAGAAAAUACAUGCCCUGUCAUGAAUGAACUGUGAGUAAGAUCGUCCUAUAGGGCACUUCUAGAUUUACCAUGUUGUUCCAUGCUUUUGCCAAAGCCCCCAUGUUCGCUGAAUGACAAUGCGUAGAAGCGUA
Messenger RNA from Neurospora tetrasperma FGSC 2508, 1741 nucleotides. RefSeq lists its product as uncharacterized. The record is from RefSeq and is a predicted model, not a curated record. NCBI's taxonomy places the organism in Eukaryota, Fungi, Ascomycota, Sordariomycetes, Sordariales, Sordariaceae. The transcript is spliced from 4 exons. Bases 1 to 1137 code for a protein of 378 amino acids.